AUGUCAUCGCCAGAACCUGACUACUAUUAUAGCUCUGGCAGGAGCUCUUAUAGGCAACCUGACACACUUCGGACAAAAAAGCGAAGGUUCGAUUCUUCUAAAGACAUGACUUAUGGUGUUGAUCCUUACCUGCAUGGUGGCUAUAAGUCUUAUGGACACAAAAAUGAUGGACGAGAGCAACUCAUCGUUUCAAAUUUGCCUUUGCACGCGAGUGAUCAAGUGGUCAAGGACGCGCUUUUUCAUGAGUUUAAAAAGUUCGGUCAUGUUUCUAUUUAUCUGCGUGGUCGUGGCGAAGGAAGAACUGCAGCUAUAUCGUAUCGAAACCCAGAAGACACGAUUAAAGUUAAAGAGUACCAUGAACGAAGAGGGAAAUUUAUAGUUUUUGACAGGCAAGUUCAUAUCGACUACGAAAAUGAGUAUGAGCGUGGUUCGGACCGAGGAUACAGCCCAGAUACGUACAGCUCUGUGUCUCCGCGAAGGAACCUUCCUAAGGGCGGUCGUUCUUCUUAUCCACCGAAAGAUGACUACAUUCGCGAUCAGCACUUCGAUGAUGGAAAAAUUUAUCGUGGACGCGAGCGUGAUGAUUUCAGAGAGGCCCCGAGAAGAUUUGCGUAUGAAGACUACCGUGAGGGAGGGAAUUUACCUGCAGAAGACGACCCGAAAGCCAGUCGCACUUUGUUCGUCGGUAACUUAGAACCCAACGUUACCACACAAGAAUUGAGGAGGAUAUUUGAGCCAUACGGUUACGUUGAAGAUGUUGAAAUCAAAAGACCAACGCAUUCACAUGGGAGUACGUAUGCUUUUGUUAAAUUUCUUGAUAUAGACGUGGCUGCAAGAGCCAAAAGUUACGUUGACGGUCAAUACAUCGGUAGAAACGCAUGUAAAAUUGGUUAUGGAAGGAGUAUGGCAACAACUCGUUUGUGGGUUGGGGGUCUAGGACCAUGGACAGGUAUUGAUGAGUUAACAAGAGAAUUUGACAGAUUUGGGGCUAUCAAAUUCAUAGAUUUUCAAAAAGGAAACAAUUAUGCCUAUAUUUUGUACGACAGCCUUGAUGCAGCUCGUGUUGCAGCUAGAGAAAUGCAUGGGUACCCUCUUGGUGGUCCCAGCCGAAGACUCAAAAUUGAUUUUGCCAGUGCUGAUAAAGGAGGAAGAACCAGUGGUGAUUUUGAUCACUUUAGUGAUUUUGAUCGCAGGGAUGUCCCUUUUGAAAGACCUGCUGUACGCGGAAGGGGGAGAAAUAACUGGGAUCAUGGUGGUGGUAGAAAGUUUUCCAGUGAACGCGAAUUUGCACCAAGAAAUGACCGAAAAUGGUUCGAUCAUAAUAAUGGUCCAUAUAGAGACCGUAUGAAUCGUGGAGGGCACUUAAAUGAUAGAGAAAUUCAAGUGGAACGAGACAUCAGGCCAUCUGAGGGUGAUAGACCAGUUAGAAAGAGAGGGCGUAGUCGCAGUCCACUUAAUGAUUCUCAACCUCGUACCUCAAGACGCAGUGGCAGCUUCAGAAGCCACUCAAGACAUAGUCCAAUAAACCAACGAGGGCGUAGUUAUUCACCAGAACGUAAAAAAGAUGCUCAUGAAAGGACAUCCCCAUCUCCUCAAAGAACAAAGAGAAAUCAUUCAAGUUCUAAUGAAAAGGAACCAUCUACACCUAAAAAGGAUUCAUCUGAGGAAGAUCCUACUGAAAAGACGUCUGUUGUAAAACAGGAAAAAGCUGCAGAGGAUGAUACGGUGCCAAAGCAAGAGAAUGGAUCAGAGACCAAUAGUAAAGUUGAGAGUAUUGUUGAUGUUGCAAAGAGAUUUGCUGUUGCUUGGAGAGGGGCAUUUGCAUUAAAAACCAGUGCAUUUCCAUUGCGUAUGCAUCUCAUUGGAGGGAAUCCGGAAUUAGCUGAUUCAUUAUUACGAGCUGUUGGACAAGGGAAAGUUCUUAGUAUUAGUCAGCGUCUACGUUUGGAUCAGCCUAAACUUGAAGAGGUUUCUCGUCGUGUUAGCAAUGCAGGAGCUAGUGGUCAUUGUAUAUUACUGGCACUGCCUAUUGCUCAAACUGGUUUAGAAGAUUUAGAUCUGGAUGAGAAUUUUCAGCAAAGGCCAUUACGCAGUCUUGUUGUUUAUUUAAAACAAAAGCAAGCAGCUGGAGUAAUUCCAUUGCCAAAUAACGAUAAUAGUGCUGUAGCGAAAGAUGAUGGAGGAAUUUUACAUGCAUUCCCACCUUGUGAUUAUUCUCAUCAACAGUUGCUCAAAGUUGCUCCAAAUCUUGGACCCGAGCCAUCAAAAGAGGAUCACCUUGUUAUUAUUCUUGUUCGUGGUAGCAAUUGAUUUCAAAGCUUCCUAAUGAGAGACUUGUUCAUAUUUUCGUCAGGGUAUAUGAUAUGCUUCUAUGGCAAUGGGUAUUGCUGAACGUUAGUUUAUUUUAAAGUAUAAAGAUGUCCUGUUUUUUGAAGAGAUAAAAGAAGAUUGAAAGACUUUUUAUCGUCAUAUUGUAAGAGUUUUGAACAAUUUACCGGCCAAUCGAUACAGAUGAGCAUCUUCAAGAAACUUUACCUCAGAAACAGUUAUGUGAUAUGUGAUUUAUGCAGUUAGCUAAUGAUAUUGCUUUCUUAUUGGAGA
This is a messenger RNA of Rhopilema esculentum, 2601 nucleotides long. RefSeq names its product RNA-binding protein 15. Lineage: Eukaryota; Metazoa; Cnidaria; Scyphozoa; Rhizostomeae; Rhizostomatidae. The record is from RefSeq and is a predicted model, not a curated record. Gene Ontology annotation, molecular function: RNA binding.